Messenger RNA from Malus domestica (apple), 1481 nucleotides. It is a transcript of the gene TLP4, whose product is annotated as tubby-like F-box protein 7. The record is from RefSeq and is a predicted model, not a curated record. NCBI's taxonomy places the organism in Eukaryota, Viridiplantae, Streptophyta, Magnoliopsida, Rosales, Rosaceae. Gene Ontology annotation, molecular function: protein binding.
CUCUCGCUCUCUUUUCUCUCUGUAAGGAGAAAAAACUGCUUCUCUUUACCAGCAAGUUCGAGAUCGGAACCCUAACCCUAGAGCCCCAAUCUGAACCCAUGUCUCUGCGGAAAGCCUUUCGCUCCCGGAAAUUCUCCAAAUCGUUCAGGGAAUUGAAGCUCAGCGACGAGGAUCAGGCGCGUGGGGGCAACCGCCGAGUCGUCCGCGACUCGGACUGUGCUGACUCAUCUUCAUCGCCGUCGUCGUCUUCGUGGUCGGAUAUGCUCCCGGAGCUGCUCGGUGAGAUCAUACGGAGAGUGGAGGCCAGCGAGGACAAGUGGCCUCACCGCAAAAACGUCGUCGCUUGUGCCUGUGUCUGCAAGCGGUGGAGGGAUAUCACCAAGGAGAUCGCGCGGUCUCCUUCGUACAGUGGCAAAAUUACCUUCCCUUCGUGCCUUAAACAGCCAGGACCACGCGAUUUUCCCCACCAAUGUCUAAUAAAACGAAACAAGAAGACCUCAACGUUUUACCUUUAUCUUGCACUUACCUCAUCAUUCACCGAUAAGGGAAAGUUUCUUUUAGCAGCACGGAGAUACAGGCAUGGCACUAACUAUGAGUAUAUAAUAUCACUUGAUGCUGAUGACAUAUCCCAAGGAAGUAAUGCUUAUGUGGGAAAAUUAAGCUCCGAUUUUCUGGGCACCAAUUUUACAAUCUAUGACAGCCAGCCACCGCAUAGUGGUGCAAAGCCUGCUAGCAGUAGGUCUACUCGUCGUUUUGCAAGCAAGCAAAUAAGCCCCCAAGUUCCGGCAGGCAACUUUGAAGUUGGGCAGGUCUCUUACAAGUUCAACCUUCUAAAAUCAAGAGGUCCAAGGAGGAUGAUUUGCCCGCUUAUUUGCCCACCAUCAGAUGAAACUGCCAUUGGAAAACCUUUGGACAAUUUAAAGUUGAAGAAAACAGCUUCUACAAGUUCUGGUUACACCUUUUUGAGGAACAAAGCUCCAAGAUGGCAUGAUCAGUUGCAGUGCUGGUGUUUGAAUUUCCAUGGUCGGGUCACGGUGGCAUCAGUAAAGAACUUUCAACUGGUUGCAGCUGUGGACCCAAGCCAGCCAGGAGGGAAAGGAGACGAAGAAACGGCUCUCCAGUUCGGGAAAGUGGGUGAUGAUACAUUUACCAUGGAUUAUAGGCAGCCUUUGUCAGCGUUCCAGGCAUUUGCUAUUUGCCUUACCAGCUUUGGCACCAAACUGGCGUGCGAGUAAGAUAAUUUCUUUUGUAUUGUUUUUUUCUCUUAAAUGUUUAUUUAAAGAGCCGGUGCUGGUGCCUGUGGAGAUUUCCAUUAUGUAAGAAAACUCAACGGUUCAGUUUCGGCUUCGGUUGGACGAUGCUUAUCAUGUAAAUGUUGCUUUUGUAUGAUUAUGUCAUGGGCUGCUGUUGAAAUCAUUGGUGGUGUUUAAUAUAUGUAAUUUUAAAAAUAAUUGUAAAAUGUUGAAUGGGGUCGGUUUUGC